UCGAGAUUCAAAUAAUAAAUGAGUCACAGGAUGUCCUUUACUGCGCAUGCUUGAAGACCGUAGCAACGACAACUUUUGACAAGAACCUGCUAGUCUAAUAAACACAAUGGCUGAAGUUGAGGAAACUUUCAAAAGAAUCCAGGCCCAUAAAGGUGUCAUAGGAGUAAUUGUGGUGAAUUCUGAGGGAAUCCCAAUCAGAAGCACACUUGACAAUUCCACGACAGUCCAGUAUGCUGGUCUGAUCAGCCAGUUAGCAGCUAAAGCGAGAAGUACUGUUCGUGAUAUUGACCCAGGCAAUGACCUGACAUUCCUAAGGAUAAGAUCAAAGAAGCACGAGAUUAUGGUUGCCCCAGAAAAUGAAUAUUUGUUGAUUGUAAUCCAGAACCCAGAUGCGGUGUAAAUGCGUUAUAUCCCUUUGGAUGUUCAUCACCACUAGACAAAGAAUACCUUCUCAUCUGUAUCCAGUCUCCUCAUGAUUAGGCUGUGACAGCCCCUAUAUAAUGCCACUUCUAACAAAUUCUGUGUUACAAUGUUCAGCUCUCUGUGUCAUGUACAGCAACAAACUUAUAUUAAAUGUUUGUUUUGGAACAAUACAACUCAUUAUUUAUGCAUAUGAAAUGUGAUCAAUAAAAAUUCUUAAAAUUUGA
Molecule: messenger RNA, 647 nt
Organism: Magallana angulata
Lineage: Eukaryota; Metazoa; Mollusca; Bivalvia; Ostreida; Ostreidae
Product: dynein light chain roadblock-type 2-like
Exons: 5
Coding region: 107-400 (97 amino acids)
Biological process (GO): microtubule-based movement
Cellular component (GO): cytoplasmic dynein complex; cytoplasm; centrosome
Molecular function (GO): dynein intermediate chain binding
Source: RefSeq, a predicted model, not a curated record